Messenger RNA from Paramuricea clavata, 3643 nucleotides. Lineage: Eukaryota; Metazoa; Cnidaria; Anthozoa; Malacalcyonacea; Plexauridae. The record is from the annotation of a GenBank genome assembly.
CGUUAACUGAACGCAGGCUCGCGUCAGGUUAUUUAAAUAACCAUGUUUUAAUGUCUUUAAUCGCAAAAAUUAAAAAAAAUACAGUAGUUUAACACUUUUAACUAAAGAACUAUCGAUAUCUAAAGGUAGGUAUAUUACUUUGCAUUCUAUCGGCCAUUUUAAUGUAAAAUUCAACACGGAACGCUUCAUAAACUGUUGUCAAAUAAGCUCUUUAAACGUACGUACUAACGGGCAUUACGUCAUUAUACUCCUAUUUUGAAUACAUUUUGAAUCAUACAAUAGUUUGCUAUCCUUUUGAGCUUUUAUGAAAAAUUACAACAAGUUUUAAAAAGCUUUCACUUUUGCGCUGGGUCUAAAUGCUUUAAUCCUCUAUUCUUCUUCAUCUUUAAGGCCAAUGAAAAUUGAUAUCAUGUUUCUCGUCCACAAUUUUCAAAAAUUUGGAGCGGGGUUUUUUCAUUUUUCAUUAUUUUUUGUAUUUGAAUUCUGCUUGUCAAUAAUUUCCUUGACCCAGUAAAAACCCCCAUAAAAAUCUCAAGUAUUAAAAAUUGGUGCAUAAUUCAUUUUAAUUUAAUACGUCCUACACUACAGUCUACAGACUACAGUAUAUUUCUUUACAUACCAGGGCUGACAUGAAAAAUAGAGGCAUUCUGGCGAGUAAUAUCUUUAGAAAGAUACAAUUUGAGUUGCGCUUGCGGAAUACAGCAAUAAGACUUUGAUCUGGAGAUGAAUUUGGUGUUUUUUAAGCCUAUUUAUCAAAAAUAAUGAAUAAUGAAAAAUUUUCGUGCGGCACAUAAAUCCCAUGCGGGCGGGGACGAAAAACAUGAUAUCAAUUUUCAUUGGCCUAAUGCACCUAUCAAUGUUAAGCCCCAGGGUGGGAGGGUUGGGCAUAUGUGGGGCAUUUGAUUUUUCAUGCAAUUUUUUGGUCAAAUUCCCUACCAUGGGGAAGCUAAUAUCAGUCAAAUGUGAUCAAAUGCCCCAAUGUUGGGCACACUUAUUUGUGGUCACAGAGUAGAGACAUACAGAGACGUAACUAGUGUACCCACUUUUUUUGUGUGCAUGCUCGGCAAGUUACUAGAUGCAUGCAUCUGAUUGGAUGACGACCUGAUGACGACUCACUUUAAACUUGCUGAGCAUGCGCAGUUGAUCAUUUUUCGCCCGGUCGCCUGAAAAAAAGUGGGUACAUGAUAACGUAAUCUUCCGCAGUGUUUACAACAGUCAGUUAAGUCUCUGUAUGUCUUAUCUACUCUGUGUUGUGGUGAAAGGCUUGAAAGUCGUUUGUCCCAGUCCUCAACAAGUGCUCUUCCUCAGCAUACAAGAUGGCGCUCAAUUCAAAUAUCCCCACCCUCGGAGGUGGAGUCAAUGAAAUUCCUGAGGGUGGGGGAACAAUAAUCGGUCAAAUGCCCCACAUAUGCCAAAUUGCCGCCCGCCCCCGAGGCUUAACAUUGAUAGGUGCAUAAACACCACUUCUGCACAUGUUUCAAUACCAUACCAUAUAGCAUGUUCCUGUAUUCAUAAAUGGGCUGUGCAUUAUUUUUAAACUUCCAUUCACCUGGUUGAUCCAUCAUGUAUCAUUCUGUUUCUUUCAGCAUCAUAGCAAUUGGCACCUCUGUCAAGCAAAAUCUGACUGGCAAGUAGCUAUCUCUUGGCAGAUAGCUGUCUCCUGGUGAGUAGCUAUCUCCUUGCAGAAAACUUGCUGGUUCUGAUAAUGGCCCAAUCCGCCCAUAACAUGCUGUCAUUCACAAAUGAUUAUCGGCAUGGCUCAUUUGCCCCAGUUCAUGAGAGGUGUAAAGCUGUGUGGUACGUGGACGGCAAAGACUACAUGUCUGCUGUGGCCGAUGCUAUCAUGGCAGCCGAGACAGAAAUCAUGAUUACUGACUGGCAAAUGAAUCCUGAAAUCUUCAUGAAAAGACCUGAUUCUGGAGUUGAUGGUCUAGAUUGGCGACUGGACAAGAUGCUGUUAAAAAAGGCUGACGAGGGUGUUAAAGUGAAAAUAUUAUUAUACAAAGGAAUGAAAUUAUUAAAUCUUGGAAGUGGUCACGUUGUAGAAGUGCUAAAGCAUCGAAAUAUCGAAGUUCACUGCCAUCCCGAUAUCGUUAUCGGAGCACAGAAUUUAUUUUGGUGGGGUCAUCAUGAAAAGAUGGUCAUUGUUGAUCAUAGUAUUGCAUUUGUCGGAGGCAUUGAUCUCUGUUAUGGUCGCUGGGAUACUCGAGAACAUGAGUUGAUGGAUAAUUAUCCUGUCCAUCUUGCUGUAGAUGGACGCGAAGCUUCAGAUGAUAACCCACACGAAUAUGCUCGGUGGAUCGGCAAGGAUUAUAUAAAUACAUUUUACAACAUGGAGGAGCAAACGGACUGGGAGAAACCACUGGAGGGUUACGAGGGUGUUGAAAGAAAUACGAUUCCUCGCUUGCCUUGGCACGAUGUAGCCUGUGCAUUCAUUGGAGAAGCUGUACAAGAUGCUGUACAACAUUUCACAGAUAGAUACCAUGCCAUAACCAAGGUUAGUCCUAACCCAAUAAGGCAACCUGCCACUACAAGCAAGAAAACCAAAGCAGAAGAAAUCGUGUCAAAUUCCCGUGGCUACAACGUGAAAAUUCAACUCCUGAGAUCUGUAGACAACUGGUCAGCUGGUCAGAAACAUGAGGCAUCAAUAUACAACGCUUAUAUAGAUGCGAUAAAGAAUGCUCAACACUUCAUUUAUAUUGAAAAUCAGUUCUUCAUUUCAUCGCAAAAAGGUUUGUCACGAAAAGUUCAAAAUGAUAUCCAAGCAGCAUUGGUUGAAAGAAUUGUCCUUGCCCACAAAGCCAAGAAAGAUUUCCAUGUUAUGGUCGUGAUCCCUCUGAAACCCGAGUUCCCUGGUGAAUGGGACGCCAAUGAUUUGAACGGAGAAAUUUUACGAGCAGUGACAUUUUGGAAUCAAGCCACUAUCUACCAUGGAGAAGAUUCGUUAUUUAGUAAGCUUGAGAAAGAGAAUAUUCCGAAAGAAACUGCUAUGAAGUACUUCUCUGUGUAUAGCUUACGUACAUAUGACUUGAUUGGAAAACAUUUUGUUACUGAGAUCGUGUAUGUGCACAGUAAGAUCAUGAUCGUUGAUGAUCGUAAGGCAAUUAUUGGAUCUGCAAAUAUCAAUGAUCGCAGUAUGCUGGGAGACCGAGAUUCCGAAGUUGCAGUUAUGAUAGAAGAUGUAGAUUCCGUUGAUGGUAACAUGAACGGUAUAGGAUACAAGAUGGGAAAGUUUGCUCACAGUUUGAGAUGUGAUCUACUUAAAGAAUAUCUAGGAUUGGUCGGUGACAGUGAGGAUGAAUUUGACAUAAGAAUCAACGAUCCACUGGCCGACAGUUUUGUUAAAGAUGUACAUGAUCGGGCAGAAACAAAUACUCGUAUGUUUCUAGAAGCGUUUGGUCAAGGUUUACUUCCAAGAGAGGAUGUGGAAGAUUUUGAAGCGUUUCAACAUUAUAAAGAUGUUUCUUUGCUUCGUGAAAAUACACCACAGGCUGAAAAGAUUCUGAGGCAGAUAAAAGGAACUCUAGUGAACCAUCCUGGAACAUUUUUGAUGAAAGAACUUAAACCUUUCCAAUUACUAGAUACUCUCUGCCUUCUCAUGGCAGUAGAUCGCAUCGACCAAGAGACAAAUUUCUUGGUUUAA